AUGGUGGUCAGGAAGUCUCUGUAUGAAGAGGCUUCACCACUACUCCGCCGCAGCCAGCAGGGUGAUCCUCUGAGACACCCACCGCAUCGGCGGUCUUUUACCGAGCAGUGUAAGUGGAAAAGCCAAAACGGUGGCAAGUUUCUCCUGCGCUAUUACCUUCGACACGGAUAUCGCACAGCCCCUGCGCGAAAUGUACGGAAUCGGCGGACUAAAUGGCGUCAAGGGAGCGCAGAGGACACCAAGUCAGAUACAACCAAACGUGAAACAGCGCUUCAGGAGCAACUGCCAAGGGUAGCGGAGGAGUGCCAAGAUGGAAUCCUCAAGGAUACCUGUGGGUUGUGGGGUGAAGAUGCCGGAAAGCAGUGCCAACCGACGCUUCGACCUUGCGCUUCUGGUUGUACCAAGUAUAUACUCCGUACCUCGCUGGGCGGAGGCAGUACUAAGUACAAGCCGCUAAGGUACCAGGCAAUUUGCCUAGACGCUGGUUUUUUGAGACAAGAGAAGAAGAAGAACGAAAAUUGGAGCAAAAGGACAGAUUUAAAUAUUUAUUGGACGCCAGGGAACAUCGGAAGGCAAGGGGAGAUGAAGAUACGACACACGUAA
Molecule: messenger RNA, 603 nt
Organism: Nannizzia gypsea CBS 118893
Lineage: Eukaryota; Fungi; Ascomycota; Eurotiomycetes; Onygenales; Arthrodermataceae
Exons: 3
Coding region: 1-603 (200 amino acids)
Source: RefSeq, a predicted model, not a curated record